Phaeoacremonium minimum UCRPA7 is the source of this 789-nucleotide messenger RNA. RefSeq names its product putative short chain dehydrogenase protein. The record is from RefSeq and is a predicted model, not a curated record. Bases 1 to 789 code for a protein of 262 amino acids. The transcript has a single exon. Gene Ontology annotation, molecular function: oxidoreductase activity. NCBI's taxonomy places the organism in Eukaryota, Fungi, Ascomycota, Sordariomycetes, Togniniales, Togniniaceae.
AUGGCACCCCAGCUCAAAUAUAUCAACAAGCUAGAGGGUAAGCACAUUAUAGUGAUUGGCGGCUCAAGUGGCAUCGGCUACGGCGUUGCAGAAGCAUCUCUCGAGUCCGGCGCCAUUGUGACCGUCUCCUCCUCACAACAGGCCAAAGUGGAUGCGGCUGUCACCAGCUUAAAAGGGAGCUACCCCGAAGCAAAAGUCUCUGGUAUCGCUUCGAACCUGGGCGACCCUGUCACCGUCGAGGACGCGCUCGAAGCGCUCUUCAAGCAAGCCACGACCAUGAGCGGUCAGAUCAGCCACGUAGUAUUUACGGCGGCGGAUGCACUCGCCAUCGGAGCACUCCAGGAAACCAGCGUCGAGAUGGUAUAUAAGGCGGCACAAAUGCGUAUGAUUGCUCCACUGAUCACUGGAAAAGUGGCGGCCCGAUAUCUGGACAAGAGUGCCAAGUCGUCCUUCACGAUCACCACCGGCGUCGCGGCCGAGAAGCCAGGCAAGGGAUGGGCGGCUGUUGCGUACUUUGCUGGCGGCUUGCAGGGUUUGACGAAAGCCCUGGCGACUGACCUGGGUCCGAUCAGGGUCAACUGCGUACGGCCUGGUUAUGUCAAUACGGGGCUAUGGGAUGGCAUGGGCGAAGAGGCAAAGGAGGCUUUCUUCAGAGAGGCUGGAGGGAAAAUGCCAGUGGGCCGGGUGGGAGAGAUCGAGGAUGUCGUCGAGGCGUAUCUCUGGCUUAUGAAGGAUGCUAAUGUGACUGGAACUAUAGCAGGUACAGAUAGUGGCGCCAUGCUGAUCUAA